Molecule: messenger RNA, 2195 nt
Organism: Hyaena hyaena (striped hyena)
Lineage: Eukaryota; Metazoa; Chordata; Mammalia; Carnivora; Hyaenidae
Gene: ASB6
Product: ankyrin repeat and SOCS box containing 6
Exons: 6
Coding region: 154-1416 (420 amino acids)
Biological process (GO): protein ubiquitination; intracellular signal transduction
Cellular component (GO): BRCA1-BARD1 complex
Molecular function (GO): protein binding
Source: RefSeq, a predicted model, not a curated record
CGGAGCAGAGGGGUGGAAGGCGGGAGGGCCGGCCGGGCGCGGGGGCUGGCCCUGCAGAAGCCAGGGCGAGCCCGCGGCCUCCGGAUCGCGCACGGUCGGCGUCUGGGCCUGGCCGGAAGGUGCGGCCGCCCUGCCGCGCCCGGGGCCGCCGCGAUGCCCUUCCUGCACGGCUUCCGGAGGAUCAUCUUCGAGUACCAGCCGCUGGUGGAUGCGAUUCUGGGCUCCCUGGGGAUCCAGGACCCCGAGCGGCAGGAGCCUCUGGACGGGCCUGGCUAUGUCGCCAGCGAGGAGAGCCGCAUCCUCGUUCUCACUGAGCUGCUGGAGAGAAAGGCCCACUCCCCAUUUUACCAGGAAGGUGUGAGCAACGCCCUGCUGAAGGUGGCCGAGCUGGGGCUGACGCGGGCAGCCGGCGUUCUCCUGCGCAGCGGGGCCAACCUCGACUUUGAAGACCCCGUCACUUACUACACGGCCCUGCACAUCGCUGUCCUGCGAAACCAGCCCGACAUGGUGGAGCUGCUGGUGCGCCACGGGGCCGACAUUAACCGGAGGGACCGGAUCCACGAGAGCAGCCCCCUGGACCUGGCCAGCGAGGAGCCCGAGCGCCUGCCCUGCCUGCAGCGCCUGCUGGACCUCGGAGCAGACGUCAACGCAGCCGACAAGCACGGAAAGACCGCCCUGCUGCACGCCUUGGCCAGCAGUGACGGGGUGCAGAUCUAUAACACCGAGAACAUCCGGCUCUUACUAGAAGGAGGGGCAGACGUCAAGGCCACCACCAAAGACGGGGACACCGUGUUCACCUGCAUCAUCUUCCUGCUCGGGGAGACCGUGGGAGGGGACAAGGAGGAGGCCCAGAUGAUCAGCCGCUUCUGCUUCCAGGCCACACAGCUGCUGCUGGCCCACGGCGCCGACCCCAGCGAGUGCCCGGCCCACGAGUCCCUCACCCACAUGUGCCUCAAGGGCUUCAAGCUGCACUUGCCUCUCCUGCGCUUCCUGCUGGAGUCGGGAGCCGCCUACAACUGCUCCGUCCACGGUGCGUCCUGCUGGUCCGGCUUCCACAUCCUCUUCGAGAGGCUCUGCUCCCACCCAGGCUGCGCCGAAGACGACAGCCACGUGGACCUGCUGCGCAAAGCCGAGACCGUCCUGGACCUCAUGGUGACUAAUUCCCAGAAACUCCAGCUGCCUGCAAACUUCGACAUCCACCCUGUGGGCAGCCUGGCCGACAAGAUCCGGGCCCUUCACUUCUCCUUGAGGCAGCUGGAGAGCUGUCCCCCGUCCCUCAAGCACCUGUGUCGCGUUUACAUCCGCCUCUAUCUCCAGCCCUGGCCGGUGGACGUGAAGGUCAAAGCCCUUCCUCUGCCGGACAGGCUGAAGUGGUACCUCCUUAGUGAGCACAGCGGCAGCGCGGAGGACAUCUGACUGCGCCCCGGCUGACGGGAGCGGGGUCUGGGCAGCUCAGCCAUUGGCAGAUUUCGGCACCUGCGGCAGCCUCGGGGAGAACCUUCGGGCCUUCUGGCUGAGGGUACGGGUUGGGCGACGAGACUUCAUCCUCACUGAGCACCGAGGAAACCAGGUGGAGCCUGGCGGCUGCGGUCAUUCCAGGAGGAAAAGGCUCUGUCUUCCAGGGGGACCGCCCUCCCCGAGCGUCGACCACACUGGGCAAAGGGACAGGGUUAGACUUGGGGCAAGUGUCCACUCUUCAGUUUGCGGGGAGCACUGGGCAGGGUAGCUCCGAGGCUAGGUCCUGCCGAGAGCCGCGGGAGGCUGGUCCGUCCUGCGUGGGGCCCAGCUGACGCCAUGGGGGGCCUGUCGGGGGCACCCCACACACACUAGAGGAGGUCACUUCCCGAAGUGCUUUGGGGGAGUAGGGAGAAGGCCGAGCCGACGCCUGCUGCCUCUGGCGGCCCUGGGGCCCGGUCACCUCCGGCCGUGGACUGGGCUCUGGUGGUGACUCUGUGCCAAAUCCGGGGCCCUGGGGACCGUGCCUUCUGCUGAGAAGUAAUCCUGCAUGGCUGGGGACUGCCCUUUCCGAAACGUCUCAAUUUUGUGAGGGGCGCAUCAGAUGGAGAGCACCACCAGCACUGACCGCUGUACACGCUGCACCCGCACCGAGCCGAGUCCGUGUCAUGUGGGUCACCGAAUGGUGUCAGUGCCUUGGAAGGAAGCUGACACAAGUAAAUGGUUCAUUUUAACCUUGA